AUGAGGGCUACUAUCGCUUCUACUGCAUUCCUUACGCUGCUUGGUAUCGACCAAGUGUUCGCCCAAUGGGAAGGGUAUGGUUGCUGUGGAGUCCCUACUCCUGGACCAAAGGGAGCGCCAGCAGAAUGGUGUGAAAAUCAGCCCCUACGGGAAAACGGGCAUCGUGGCUAUAUGCUCUGUUGUAUAGAAGCAGAGAAAUCGUUUCCGGGAGGCAACGGCCCCGGAAUUCCGAUGACCUGCCAAUCUCCAGGGUUUAUGAAUCCGCAGUAUAUCAGGACAUACCCCGUGUCUGGCGAUACCUGCAUGAGCGGGGACUAUGAAGGCUUCAAAGCUUGCGCUCUAUCAUAUGAGGAAUAUUCAAAAUAA
This is a messenger RNA of Pyrenophora tritici-repentis Pt-1C-BFP, 366 nucleotides long. RefSeq lists its product as uncharacterized. Lineage: Eukaryota; Fungi; Ascomycota; Dothideomycetes; Pleosporales; Pleosporaceae. The record is from RefSeq and is a predicted model, not a curated record.